Molecule: messenger RNA, 696 nt
Organism: Pochonia chlamydosporia 170
Lineage: Eukaryota; Fungi; Ascomycota; Sordariomycetes; Hypocreales; Clavicipitaceae
Product: metal-dependent phosphohydrolase HD sub domain-containing protein
Exons: 1
Coding region: 1-696 (231 amino acids)
Source: RefSeq, a predicted model, not a curated record
AUGUCAAAGCACGAAACCGAAAUGACUUUGCCGCAAGACGUGCUUGCUAAAAUACCCCAAACUGAAAUCUGCUCCAGUGCCCUGAACCUUGCAUGGAAGACGGUUUCACGCCCCAUAUUCAAUCACUCUGUACGCGUGUACCUUGCAGCUCGAUGGCUGGCCGAAAAGGAAAAUUCGGAGUGGGCAAAACCAGAAAACUUGCCUCUCCUCUUCGUCGCAUCCAUCUGCCAUGACUUGGGCACCAGUGAUGACUUCAACGGACCCCAGCGAUUUGAACUUGAAGGGGCAGAUGCGGCAGAGCACCACUGCCAGGUGCACGGCCUCUCGCAUGAGGACGGUCGCAAGGUUUGGACUGCUAUAGCCAUUCACACUAGUCCUGGCAUUGCGGAGAGAAUUGAUCCUUUCUCGCGAUUGGUUCGGUUCGGUGUCAUGAUGGACUUUUCCCUCCCAGCGAGACAAUCGAUGGGGGCCAAUGACUUGUUUGCCGAGAUCGAAGUCAUGCUGCCGCGAUUGGAUAUUGAACGUGUCUUGGCGGAUGCAGUGGUCAAUCAAGCUGACCAAGACCUCCUUCGCCAGCGGCCGGAUAAUAAGAAUUGGUUCUCAACACACAAGUUUCCGGUUGCUAGCUGGCCGGGCAUUUUGCUUCGAGCACGAUUACAGAACCCAGAUCAUGUGGGGAGGAAUCUGGCCUUCUAG